AUCUUCUGACCUGAGUCAGGCGGGACAUCGGUUUGAAAAACGGGUGAUUUCCUGGAGGGAGCCGAGGAUCUGACCGUGUUCUGACCUCUCGGAUGCCGAAACUUAUACUCGGAUGUCAGCCGAAAUUCUCUCCCGUAAUUUCAUCGAUUGACCUUUCUCUCCGGACAUCUCUCCCUCCCUCUCCCUCUCUCUGUUUCUGUCUCUGUCCGGACGAUCGAUUUCGGCUGAAGUGGGCGGACCGGAUUAGUGAACUAACCUGAGGGUUAGGGCCCCAUAACUAUUCCACCACCAUGCCCUCCGAUCUGCUUCCCGGUUAAUUACGCGGUUCCCGCUCCUGCAACCGACGGAGCCUGGAUCUUUCGAAAUAGUUUCUGCCAGCGACUGCGGGCGGGGGGCCCUCGAGAUUCAGAGCUUUUGAUAUUGAGCUCUUGACAUUUGGAUUCGAUUCGAUGGUCAAAUUCGAGGGGGAGCGUUCGAUGUGAGGAUGGUGGAGUGAUUUGCCACAAGCGGAGUGCGUAUUACGGUUUGGGAAAAUGUCGGAAGAUCUCCCGCGCGCUAAUGUGAAGCGCAUCGUGAAAGCGAAGCUGCUGGAGCUCGCUGCUGCGCACUACGGUGACGAGAAGACCUCCAGAGAUCUGCCGAUUCACAAAGAUGCGUUACUGGCCUUCUCGGAGAGUGCCAAGAUUUUUAUUCACUACCUAUCUGCAACAGCAAAUGACAUCUGUCGUGAAUCCAAAAGACAAACAAUCAAUGCCGAAGAUGUACUGAGGGCUGUGGAAGAGAUUGAGUUCGGCGAGUUUGUCGAACCUUUGAGAUCUGCACUUGAAGUGUAUCGAGAAGAGAACCAAAAUAAGAAGGCACAACGAGGGUUUGCCGCAAACGGUGGCAAAAGGAAGCGAAGAGCUAGUGAUAUAAGCGCCCUAAACGGAAAUGAAGAUGGAGACGAGGCCGACAAUCAAGGAGAAGAAGACGAAGGCGAAGGAGAAGAUUUGGAAGACGACAAGGAGGAAGAGGCAGAUGGAGAGGACGGAUCUGACACUUCGUCAUAGCAUCAUCGAUUAUGCUGAACGAAAGUUCUGUAGUCACCAUUUUGUAAUCUAGGUAGAAACCUGUGAAAUAGAUAUGAGAGUAGCAGAAAACUCAAGAUCAAUAGGUGUAUUCUACUUGUACAUAAUGCUAGGCGUCCAACUUAAUUUGGUCGCCAAGCCUCACUCAGCAUUUUCGUCCCGGAACCUUUCACAGCGGAGACUUAUUUACUCCCUGGUGUAGGUAACCCGUGGUCCCUCCCAGAAUAGUAGACAGCUCUGUAGAAUCAAGCGACUGAAUCGUUGUAUCGUACUUUACAUUCCAUGGUGCCGAAAUAUCACACCACAGCUUAUUGAGAUGGAAUGUUUACUGAAUGAAGGGGUCCUUACGCACUCUCUCUUCUAUACAGAGGACCCUGCUAGAUUUUGUCGACCCAUCGUUCUUUUGUACCAGAACUCAUGGAUAAUAAAACUCAAUUCAAACCACUCUCGACCGUGUGCGCCUGUCGACGAGUGUAUUUAACCAGG
Molecule: messenger RNA, 1553 nt
Organism: Marchantia polymorpha subsp. ruderalis
Lineage: Eukaryota; Viridiplantae; Streptophyta; Marchantiopsida; Marchantiales; Marchantiaceae
Source: the annotation of a GenBank genome assembly